Molecule: messenger RNA, 765 nt
Organism: Aspergillus oryzae RIB40
Lineage: Eukaryota; Fungi; Ascomycota; Eurotiomycetes; Eurotiales; Aspergillaceae
Product: glutathione S-transferase family protein
Exons: 5
Coding region: 1-765 (254 amino acids)
Source: RefSeq, a predicted model, not a curated record
AUGACCAAGCUCAAUACCAAGCCAAUUACCGUUUGGCUGACCCCUUCUGGCCCCAAUCCAUGGAAGGUUGUCCUCAUUCUUGAGGAACUCCAGGUUCCCUACGUGAUUGAAUCCUUCAGGUUUAACGAUGUCAAGCUCAAGCCCUACACCGAUAUCUGUCCUAACGGUCGAGUCCCAGCGAUCGUCGAUCCCAACACUAACCUAACCCUCUGGGAAUCUGGUGCCAUUAUCCAGUAUCUGGAAGAGGUCUACGACACGGACAAGAAGCUAACCUAUGAGUCGCUCAACAAAAGGCAGCUGCUGAACCAGUACCUUCAUUUCCAGAUGAGCGGGCAAGGGCCCUACUUCGGCCAGGCUGGAUGGUUCAACGUCCUCCAUCACGAAAGAAUCCCCUCCGCCAUAGAGCGCUACAACGACCAAGUAAAGCGCUUCCUGGAGGUGUUAAACACCUGUCUUGAAGGCAAAGCCUGGCUCGUGGGCGAUAAAUGCACUUUUGCAGAUUUGUCCUUUGUGCCCUGGAACUGUCGCCUUGACAUGCUGCUGCAGACACCCCCGGGCGAGGACCCACUGGCCAAAUACCCCAAUGUGCAGGCCUGGCAUCACCGUAUGGUGGAUCGACCUUCAUGGAAACGCUGCAUGGAGGUUCGAGAUAAGCUUAUGGAUGAUCAGGGUUUAAUGCCUAAUGGGAUGCCCAAGGGGAUAAAUAAUAUUCAGGAGUACGAGGCGGAGAUUGCGCGGGAGGCUGCUGAGAAAGGGAAGGAGUAA